This is a messenger RNA of Boleophthalmus pectinirostris (great blue-spotted mudskipper), 933 nucleotides long. It is a transcript of the gene plppr5b, whose product is annotated as phospholipid phosphatase related 5b. Gene Ontology annotation, molecular function: phosphatidate phosphatase activity. The transcript has 6 exons. The record is from RefSeq and is a predicted model, not a curated record. NCBI's taxonomy places the organism in Eukaryota, Metazoa, Chordata, Actinopteri, Gobiiformes, Gobiidae. Gene Ontology annotation, biological process: signal transduction; phospholipid metabolic process; phospholipid dephosphorylation. Bases 1 to 933 code for a protein of 310 amino acids.
AUGCUUUACUUCCAGAUGGUGAUCAUGGCCGGGACUAUCAUGCUGGCCUAUUACUUCGAGUACACGGAUACAUUCAGCGUGCACGUGCAAGGAUUCUUCUGCUACGACACCACGUACACCAAGCCGUACCUGGGCCCGGAGGACAGCAGCGCCGUGCCCCCCGUCCUGCUGUAUGCACUGGUGGCUGGGCUGCCCACGUUACUGAUCACGGUGACAGAGACAGCGCUGUUCCUGGUUCAGUACACGUCCAAAGAGUUUGACCGCUCAGAAAAGUCUGUGGCCAUCGGGGACUGCUGCUACCUCAACCCGCUGGUCCGACGCACCGUGCGCUUCCUGGGAGUGUACGUUUUCGGCCUCUUCACUGUGGACAUCUUUGUGAACGCGGGGCAGGUGGUCACGGGGAACCUGGCCCCAUACUUCCUGACUGUGUGCAAACCUAACUACACCGCACUGGGCUGUCAGCAGGCACUGCGCUACAUCAGCCACCAGGAGGCGUGCACGGGCAACCAGGACGACAUCCUGCGAGCGAGGAAGAGCUUCCCGUCCAAAGAGGCAGCUCUCAGUGUGUACGGAGCUCUCUACCUGGCUAUGUACGUGACGUGUGUGGUGAAAUCCAAAGGCACUCGUCUGGCGUCUCCGGUGCUGUCUCUGGGGCUCAUGUGCCUGGCCUUCCUCACCGGACUCAACCGUGUGGCCGAGUAUCGCAACCACUGGUCUGACGUGAUCGCAGGCUACAUCAUCGGGACCGCCAUCGCCACUUUCCUGGUGGUGUGUGUGGUGCAUAACUUCAAGGGGAAGCUGCUCCUGAGUGAGGACCCGCCUGUCCCCGAGCAGGUGCCCAGCCCCGCUGCACUGAACCUGGGCCGCGUGGAGAGUCCUCUGGAGAAGUACAUGUCCUCCCAGAACCACAUCGCCUUCGCUGAGGUCACAUGA